GGGUCAUCUCUCUCUUUAUGAUAGAUAUAUAGUAUAUAUAUACACACACAUAUGCAAUAUGGUUGACUCAUCCCAGAUGGGCAGCGACUAGGACUAGUAUGUUGUUGAACAGAUUCUUCGACUAUCCUCUCGUUUUUCAAAUCUGAUAAAAUCGGAGAAUCAUUUGGUUUAAAACAUAAAUGCGUCUGGCUGAAUAUCAUGGACAAGAGAUUAAUAGACACAUUAGACACAAUAAAUGACAAAGGUGACCUUAACUCAUGUGAAGACUAAUCCAGGUAAGGUGAGAAAAAGGAAACGAACCUCCAUUGAAAAUUCAGAGUCCUUUAAGAACAGUAAUACUAUUUCAACGGCCAAAAGUGAUGCUCAAGAUAUGCUUGUAGAAGUUGACUCAACCCCACAAGCUUUGGUUCAUGAACAUCCAAAGAUGGAUACAGAUUCAACCAACAAUCCUGUCAAAGAGAGUACAACUCAAAAAAAGAACGGGAGAAGAAGAAAGAACUGGAAGAUUAGAGAAAGAGCGAUUGGGUCUGUUGAAAAUUCAGAGGUUUCUAACAACAGUGAUAUUGUUUUAGCGGCCAAGAGUGAUUUGCGAGAUAUGCUCCCUGAAGCAAACUCAGCUCCAAAAAGUCCAGUUCUUGAACCUCCAAAGAUUGAUACAGCUUCAGCCAGCAAUCCUGUCAAAGAGAGUGCUGCUCAAAAAAAGAACAGGAGGAGAAGAAAAUGGAAGAUUAGAGAAAGUGCGAUUGGGUCUGUUGAAAAUUUAGAAGUCUCUAACAACAUUGAUAUUGUUUCAGUGGCCAAGGGUGAUGUGCGAGAUAUGCUCCCAGAAGCAAAGUCAACUUCAAAAAGUCCAGUUCUCGAACCUCCAAAGAUUGAUACAGAUUCAGCAGACAAUCCUGUCAGGGAGAGUGCAGCCCAAAAAAAAAAUAGGAAGAUUAGAGAAAGAGCGAUUGGGUCUGUUGAAAAUCCAGAGGUCUUUAACAACAGUGACAUUAUUUCAGUGGCAAAGAGCAAUGUGCAAGAUAUGCCGUUAGGAGUAGACUCAGCUACACAAUAUCCAGUUCAUCAAGCUCCAAAGAUUGAUACAGCUUUAACCAACAAUGCAAUCAAAGAGUGUCCAGCUCAAAUAAAGAACAGGAAAAUGAGAGAAAAAAUGAAGUCUAUUGAAACUCCAGAGAACAACAGUAAUAUUUCAGUGGCUAUGAGCAAUGUGCAAGAUAUGCACUCAGCUCCACAAUAUCUGGUUCAUGAAGCUCCAAAGAUUGAUACAGAUUUAACCAACAAUGGAAAGAAAGAGAGUGCACCUCUAGAAAAGAAGAGACGGAAAAGGAGAACCAGAAGUCUGAGGAUGUCUAUGGAUAAAGAUAGCCUUGGAAGCACCGAUCAAAAAGAUAUUCUGCAAGCAGUAGAAGGAUCUUCUAUUUCUGGUGAAAAAAAACCUGAGGUAUCUGCAACUGAAAGCAAGAUCGAAAGGAAAAAUCGUUCCUUUGAUACGAUUGUAACCAAGCAUGUUCCUUUAGCUAUUAUUAGUAAAAGGGAUAACUUAUUGGAGGUUUCACAUCCUUUACCAGAAAGAUCACUUGUUAAUUAUUCAAGGAGAAAACUUCUCAUUCUUGAUUUAAAUGGGCUGCUUGCUGAUAUCGUUUUUCCCCCGCCAAAGGUGUGUAAAUCAGACAUAAACAUCCUGGGACGGGCAGUUUUCAAGAGACCCUUUUGCUAUGAUUUUCUGAAGUUCUGCUUUGAGAAAUUUGAUGUCGGUAUUUGGUCUUCGAGAACUAAGAAAGUCAUCGAUAGAGUGGUUGAUUAUUUGUUGGGAGAUUUGAAGCACAAAUUGCUUUUUUGUUGGGAUCUAUCCCACAGCACUGUGACACAGUUCAAAACUCUUGAAAACAGGCACAAGCCCUUGGUCUUUAAAGAGCUGAGAAAAGUAUGGGAAAAAUAUGAUUCUAAUCUUCCAUGGAAGAAGGGAGAUUAUAACGAGUCAAACACAUUGUUGUUGGAUGAUUCUCCAUACAAAGCCUUGCUCAAUCCUAUGCACACUGCAAUCUUCCCUUAUUCAUACUACUUCAUAGACAGGAGCGACAAUUCAUUAGGUCCUGGAGGCGAUCUUCGAGUAUAUCUGGAAAAUUUAGUGGCCGCUGAAAAUAUACAGAAAUAUGUGGAGCACCAUCCAUUUGGUAAAAAUGCCAUCAAUGAUAGAAGUCCAUCUUGGGGUUUCUAUAACACAGUUAUCUCUAGUCAGUUGUUGGUACCAACCAGAAGAUAGUGUGAUUUUCGGCAUAUCUUAGGUCUAUCUUCUGCUUGUUUAUGCCAUGUACGAGUUACUUAGCUUUUCACUAUUUUGUUCCUCCUUUUUUCACCCUUCCUACUUUUUUCUCUGGGGAGGGGAUCACUCUCGUAUAUUUGCCACCUUGUCACAUCACUGUAUUGAGCAUAAUACGAUAUCCGCCUUUAAUAGGAGGGAAAAUACGCACGCUUCUAUACUAUAGUAUUGAUGCAGUGUCUAGAGACAUGCUGGUGGUCACAAGACGAUACAGAGGAGCUGCUUACUUCUUGGGGAACUCCUAUAUGCUGAGGACUGAUUUUAAGUUCCAAUUGAUACUGCGUGGCUAUGGUAGAGGGUAGUCGGUGGUUAGAGACCUUUACUGAUGUUGAGCCUUAUUGUUGAUGGGCAUCCAUCGCGUCUAUUUGUAAGAACCAGAAUACCAAGGUUGAAAGUCAAGCUGCAUUUUGUUGUUUUGUUGUGAUUUUUUUUUUCUGCCCAUUCUUUUAAUAGUAAUUUUGUCACACACCCCACAACAGAAUAUGAGACAUACCAUGUAGGGAUGAAUAAUAAGUUUUUCUUUCUAGGUUGCAGUGGGAGAUAUUGAUUUUGUAAUAAUAUAAUUGUAUAUGAUUUGAUCAGAUUGACUUACCAUCAAUGCAAGCAAUUAUUUUCCAUA
This is a messenger RNA of Cornus florida, 2942 nucleotides long. RefSeq lists its product as uncharacterized. NCBI's taxonomy places the organism in Eukaryota, Viridiplantae, Streptophyta, Magnoliopsida, Cornales, Cornaceae. Bases 236 to 2266 code for a protein of 676 amino acids. Gene Ontology annotation, molecular function: phosphoprotein phosphatase activity. The transcript has 7 exons. The record is from RefSeq and is a predicted model, not a curated record.